Molecule: messenger RNA, 1642 nt
Organism: Dioscorea cayenensis subsp. rotundata (Guinea yam)
Lineage: Eukaryota; Viridiplantae; Streptophyta; Magnoliopsida; Dioscoreales; Dioscoreaceae
Product: tubulin beta-8 chain-like
Exons: 3
Coding region: 90-1442 (450 amino acids)
Biological process (GO): mitotic cell cycle; microtubule cytoskeleton organization
Cellular component (GO): cytoplasm; microtubule
Molecular function (GO): structural constituent of cytoskeleton; GTP binding; GTPase activity
Source: RefSeq, a predicted model, not a curated record
GCCUCCUCUCUCGGUCUCUCUCUAUCCACCACACUCUCUCUCUCUCUCGUCCUCUCUAGAGAAAGCAUCAGACCGAGAAAUCGAAGAGAAUGAGGGAAAUCCUUCAUGUGCAGGGAGGCCAAUGCGGCAACCAGAUCGGUGCCAAGUUCUGGGAAGUAGUGUGCGCCGAGCACGGCAUCGACUCCACCGGCAGGUACAAGGGUGACACCGAUCUCCAGCUUGAGAGGGUCAAUGUCUACUACAACGAGGCCAGCUGCGGGCGUUUCGUUCCCCGCGCCGUUCUUAUGGAUCUGGAGCCCGGAACCAUGGACAGCAUUCGCUCCGGGCCCUACGGCCAGAUCUUCCGUCCUGAUAACUUCGUCUUCGGCCAAUCUGGUGCUGGAAACAAUUGGGCCAAGGGCCAUUACACCGAGGGCGCUGAGUUGAUCGACUCGGUGCUCGAUGUUGUUCGAAAGGAAGCGGAGAACUGUGAUUGUUUGCAAGGAUUUCAGGUUUGUCACUCGCUUGGAGGUGGGACUGGAUCGGGGAUGGGAACCCUUCUCAUAUCGAAGAUCAGGGAAGAGUACCCUGAUCGGAUGAUGCUCACCUUCUCCGUCUUCCCCUCCCCUAAAGUCUCUGACACUGUUGUUGAACCUUACAACGCGACGCUAUCCGUCCACCAACUCGUCGAGAACGCGGACGAAUGCAUGGUCCUUGACAACGAGGCUCUCUAUGACAUCUGUUUCCGAACCCUCAAGCUCACCACACCAAGCUUUGGGGACCUGAACCAUCUGAUCUCCGCCACCAUGUCCGGAGUGACAUGUUGCCUGAGAUUCCCAGGACAGCUUAACUCCGACCUCCGAAAGCUCGCCGUGAACCUGAUCCCUUUCCCCCGCCUCCACUUCUUCAUGGUCGGCUUCGCCCCGUUGACAUCCCGUGGAUCCCAACAGUACAGCGCCCUCACCGUCCCUGAGCUUACUCAACAGAUGUGGGACGCCAAGAACAUGAUGUGCGCCGCUGAUCCCAGGCACGGGCGUUACCUGACAGCCUCCGCCAUGUUCCGUGGCAAGAUGAGCACCAAGGAAGUGGACGAGCAGAUGAUCAACGUGCAGAACAAGAACUCGUCCUACUUCGUUGAGUGGAUCCCCAACAAUGUGAAGUCCACCGUAUGUGAUAUCCCACCGACGGGACUGAAGAUGGCAGCAACCUUCAUCGGGAACUCCACUUCGAUUCAGGAAAUGUUCAGAAGGGUGAGCGAGCAAUUCACGGCUAUGUUCAGGAGGAAGGCCUUCUUGCAUUGGUACACGGGUGAAGGAAUGGAUGAGAUGGAAUUCACAGAGGCAGAGAGUAACAUGAAUGACUUGGUCUCCGAGUAUCAACAAUACCAGGACGCAACCGCUGAUGAGGAAUUAGAUUAUGAAGAAGAGGAAGAAGAAGAAGAAGAAGAGGGCCAGGAGGUGUGAUUGCAAAAAAAAAAAAGCCCCCAGUGAAGUAGUAGUGAACUGCAAUGCAACUGCCCUUGUUGCUGCCAGCAACAUCAACUCCCCAUGUCUUCAAUUGUUUUUUAGUCAUGUUUUUGCCUUCUUCUAUUGUUCUUUUUGUUUUUAAUUUCCCAUUAUAUAUGGCAGGAUUAAUAUGAUAAGUUUUGCUUCUAGCGAUCUAA